Molecule: messenger RNA, 285 nt
Organism: Mesocestoides corti
Lineage: Eukaryota; Metazoa; Platyhelminthes; Cestoda; Cyclophyllidea; Mesocestoididae
Source: the annotation of a GenBank genome assembly
AUGCCCCAGACAUAUGAAAACAGCAACACACACGCGAGCACCAACCCACGAGUGGAUCCAAGAGCAACUAACCUGGGGGGUCGGGAUCUCAGUUUGAGCAGCCUCGUGUUCUGUUGGAAGGUGGCACCGAGGUUCUCGCUGUCUAGGUACGGUGGUGGUAUGCUGCCUGUGAUAGCCGACGCGUUGACAUCAAACGGGGUUCCCAAGUUCACAUCUGUAGGUGACACCUCAGUGAAGUUAGACAGGACCAAGGAGUGUGGACACACAAUAAUCGAAGUGUCCUGA